Messenger RNA from Hipposideros armiger (great roundleaf bat), 3604 nucleotides. RefSeq names its product cerebellar degeneration related protein 2 like (gene CDR2L). Bases 448 to 1845 code for a protein of 465 amino acids. NCBI's taxonomy places the organism in Eukaryota, Metazoa, Chordata, Mammalia, Chiroptera, Hipposideridae. The transcript is spliced from 5 exons. The record is from RefSeq and is a predicted model, not a curated record.
GAAGCGCAGGGUGGACCCAGCCAAGAUGCAGCGGCGGCUCCGGGUGUCUCUCGGCCGGGUGGGGGCAGCGCGGGCUGCAGCCGGGCAGGGGGCGCCCGCCGCGGCAGCCGCGCGAUCCUAGUGCCUUAGACCUGCUGGCCGGCCCCGACCCUCCUUGCCGCGGUCCCUCCCGCCGUCCCCUCCCCUCCACCCUUUGUGCCGCUGCUGCUCGGUGUCCCGGGCUCCCCAGGACCCCGGCCGGACCAGACCGCGGCGGCGCGCCAGCCCCGUGUGGGCGUCGGGUCAGCGGCCGAUGGCGAAGGGGCGCAGCGCGAUCAGGGGUUCUGUAGCCGGAGUCCGCGACGCGGGAGACCCGGCCCACCUCCGCCGCAUUGUCCCGGGCCCCGCGCCCCGGCCCUGAGCCGCGUCGCCGCGUCGCCGCAGCGCCCUCCCACAGCCCACGGGGCCAUGCGGAGGGCCGCCGGGAUGGAGGACUUCUCUGCAGAGGAAGAGGAGCCUUGGUACGACCAGCAGGACCUGGAGCAGGACUUGCACUUGGCUGCGGAGCUGGGCAAGACGCUGCUGGAGAGGAACAAGGAGCUGGAAGAGUCUUUACAGCAGAUGUACGCCACCAACGAGGAGCAAGUGCAGGAGAUCGAGUACCUCACCAAACAGCUGGACACGCUGCGGCACGUAAAUGAACAGCACGCCAAAGUGUACGAACAGCUGGACUUGACAGCCCGAGACCUGGAGCUGACCAACCAGAAGCUAGUGCUGGAGAGUAAGGCUGCCCAGCAGAAGAUCCAUGGGCUGACAGAGACCAUUGAGCACCUGCAGGCCCAGGUAGAGGAGCUGCAGGCCCAGGUGGAGCAGCUGCGGGGCCUGGAGCAGCUGCGCGUGCGCCGGGAGAAGCGGGACCGAAGACGCACCAUCCACACCUUCCCUUGCCUCAAGGAGCUGUGCACCAGUGCCCGGUGCGAGGAUGCCUUCCGCCUGCACAGCUCCUCCCUGGAGCUGGGCCCCAGGCCCCUGGAGCAGGAGAAUGAGCGGCUGCAGACCUUGGUGGGAGUGCUGCGUUCCCAGGUCAGCCAGGAGCGGCAGCGCAAGGAGCGGGCGGAGCGGGAGUUCGCAGCGGUGCUCCAGGAGUACUCGGAGCUGGAGCAGCAGCUGUGCGAGAUGGAGGGCUGCCGCCUCCGCGUGCAGGAGCUGGAGGCCGAGCUGCUGGAGCUGCAGCAGAUGAAGCAGGCGAAGACCUACCUGCUGGGCCGGGAGGACCACCUGGCCGAGGCCCUGCUGGCGCCGCUCACCCAGGCACCUGAAGCCGAUGACCCUCAGCCAGGCAGCGGCGACAACUUGGGCACCCAGGACGGCAUCUCCUCCCCAGCCACCUCCCCGAGCCACGCCGUCCGCAAGAGCUGCAGCGACACAGCGCUCAACGCCAUUGUGGCCAAAGACCCAGCCAGCCGGCAUGCGGGCAACCUCACGCUGCACGCCAACAGCGUGCGCAAGCGGGGCAUGUCCAUCCUGCGGGAGGUGGACGAGCAGUACCACGCGCUGCUCGAGAAGUACGAGGAGCUGCUGAGCAAGUGCCGGCAGCACCGGGCCGGGGUGCGACAUGCCGGCGUGCAGACCUCGCGGCCCAUCUCCCGGGACAGCUCAUGGAGGGACCUGCGGGGGGGCGAGGACGGCCAGGGGGAGGCUAAGGCAGGUGAGAAGAGCCUGAGCCAGCACGUGGAGGCCGUGGACAAGCGGCUGGAGCAGAGCCAGCCCGAGUACAAGGCGCUCUUCAAGGAGAUCUUCUCCAGGAUCCAGAAGACCAAGGCCGAUAUCAACGCCACCAAGGUCAAGACCCACAGCAGCAAGUGACCCUUUCCCAGCCUGCAGCCUCCCUCAGGCUCAGGCCAUGGGUCCCUGAUGCCUGGGCUGUGCAGCCUCUGGUGAGUGACAUAUGCCAGUGGAGGCGGCUCUGAACGGGGAAGCGUGUGGGUGGACACAGCUUGUUCCCUGCCCAUGUGGGAAGAGGUCAGCACAUCCGGCCUCUCAGGACCCUCCACCAUCCUGUGUCAGCCCAAAGGCACAGCUAAGAGUUUCAAAGCCAAACGUUCCCCACUCCCCUGGGGAUUCCCAGAUCCCCCAGCUUCUGACUCUGGGCCUUGCUCUCAGACUUGUGGCCAAGCUUCUGAAAGCCAUUCUGGACCAGUUGGUUUUGGUUUUUUUUCCCAAGUUUUGUUUGUUUGUUUGUUUGUUUUUGAGAGAGAUCUGAAAUGCGAGAUCUCCCUGACCCCUUGCCAACAACUGGAAACACUUGAAGGGGGACACCCCCCCCAGAGCCAGCUGUUGCAGGUUCUGGGGGUCUCCUGGACCACCCACUGCUUCUCCCCAGCUGUGACUCACUGUCAUUCCCUUAGCACCAGCUGUCCCACCCCCAGGGUCCUGACCAGGUCAGAGGCGGCCCCUGCCAUGCAAAGCAGGAAGCCUCAGCCAGGCCUCGAGUGCCCCCCACUCCAGCCCUGGUGAGGGUGGGCUUCUCUCAGGAGACCCUCAGCCCACUGCAGAUCUGUAGCCAAUCAGAAGAGGGGAACAGGGAGCCCCUUGGGCAGCCAUACACAAGUGGUACACACCCUGCUUCCCUCUGAGCCAGCCUCCUUGGGUUCCAACUCCACAAAUGCCUUCUGGGCAUUAAGCCUUCCUUUCAGGGGUCUGGGCAGUGGGGAGCCCCCCAUCUCUGCACGCCACCUGCGACUCACCAAGUUUGGCCUCUGCCUGUUCCCCACCUCAGGGACCAUGAUGUGUCUCAUUCACUCCCAUGCUCCCCACAGGCUGACCCCACUGUAGGUCAUGCCUACCGCCCCCAGAUUGUCCCAGGCAUGUGCCAUGCGACUGUGGUCCCAGCGUCUAUUCCUGCCUCCCUGCACUGGGAACAGCCCAAAACUCUCCCUACCCUGAACAGUAUUGAAAUGGGACCGGAAUGGACCAUGUUUCCUUCUUCCCCUAAAAUGCCUGCUCUUAACCUCCCGCCUUUGUGGGGGGGCCCUUGGGGACCCAGCUAGGUCAGGGGUUUACUUUUUUGUUAAGGCUUCAGGAAGUCCAACUUCAACUAAGAGAUGCCAAGGUCCUCAGCUUGCCCUGAGCAAUUCUUCAGGGCUUCCAGUUCCUGCUGCCCAUCCUGAGACCCAAGAAAUAAAUCGGAGGAGCCAUAUAGCCCGGUGGAAGGUGAUAGCCCUAGCCUCUGUGCUGGGAGCCCAGUGGGGAACCUUCAUGCCUUAUUUGUUUCUAAGGGGUAAAGGGGUUUUCUUAACAAGCACGCCCGACCUCCCCGGAGGUGCCACCCUAUUCUCCGGGCGGCACUGUGAUGAGAGCUGUCGGCUGGUCCUUCCAUCCGGUCCUUCCGUCCGCACAUCUUGGAACCUUUUGUCCUAUGGAGCUGGGUAGCUCCCAGCCCUCCUUGUGUCUCUGUCAUCUAGGGUGGAGAGGGUGGGGUGGGACGGGGUGGGGUAAGGGCUCCUGCCUGUUUGCUCCCCAGUUAUGUAGCAGCCGACCAGCAUCACCUUUGAAGUAUAUGAGAGAAAUAUAUUUGCAAAUGCUUUAUUCUCUUCUUUAAUAAAAAACGUACCAGUAUUCUAAA